Messenger RNA from Diabrotica balteata, 6575 nucleotides. The record is from the annotation of a GenBank genome assembly. NCBI's taxonomy places the organism in Eukaryota, Metazoa, Arthropoda, Insecta, Coleoptera, Chrysomelidae.
AUGACUAAAAUAUUUAAGACAAAAAAAGAAAGGAAAAUAAUUAUGAAGACGAAGAAAUGCAAUAAAGGAGCAGAAUCACUGGGAGAAAUGGAAACAGAAAAUAAUACGCUUAAUCCAAAGCGAUUAUGCCAGUACCUGAAGUUAGAAAAAUGGACUCCGAUAAACCGAUUGCCAAUAAUGGCAAAGUCUGUUCUUGAUCUCUAUGAAUUGUACAAUUUGGUGAUAGCCCGUGGUGGUUUAGUAGAUGUUAUUAAUAAGAAGUUAUGGCAGGAAAUAAUUAAGGGAUUGCAUUUACCAUCGUCAAUCACAUCGGCAGCAUUUACACUUAGGACACAAUACAUGAAGUACCUCUACCCAUACGAAUGUGAAAAACGACGACUGAGCACUCCUGCAGAGUUACAAGCAGCUAUAGAUGGUAAUAGAAGAGAAGGACGAAGAAGCAGUUACGGCCAAUACGAUUCAAUGCAACAAAGAUCUCCGAACCCAAGUAUGCAUGUAUCACCUUUGUCACUAGUUUCUCAACAACAACAGCAGUUGGCUGCCGCACGUAUGAUGGGAGGUGGUAUGACUCUGCAUAAUGGAGCGCAUCAUCCUAGUCAUCCGCAACCUUUGGGACAACCUAUCAAUGGAGGACCUCUACCAGGAUUAGCCCCUAACGAAUUCGAAGCGCGAAUGAUGGAAUACGUAAAACUUCUCAACAAGGAAAUUCGUGGCUCUACCGUUACACCUCCCCGACAAGGUGAAAUAUCGCCACCCAACGCUACUUCUCCACUCAACCACCUCGAAAUGUCUCGUAUGACUCUUUGGAACCUUUACAAUAAUAACCAGCCCAACAUUGAACCUCAAAAGGAACCAAUUAAUCUAUCAGAACCUUCUUCGGGUGUGUUAAAAAGGGAACCCGAAUGCAGAGAGUCACCACCACCACCCAAAAGGCCAGUUAAGGAGGAAGAAGAACCAGAACCUUCAAAAGCAAUGCAUUCGCCUUCUACACAUAUUAAAAUUAACAGUAGAGGAGACGCUCGAAACGGGGACAAUUCUUUAGUAGUGAGUAUGGAGUUAAACGGAAUCACCUACCAGGGCGUUCUCUUCGCCCAAAACCCAACGUCAUCUCGAGGAAGAACAGCGUUGGCGUCUUAAAUGCUAUCACUACCACGGUUCGUCGUUUACCAAGUGUUCAAACGUUAGUGCGCGUCGGAACUUAAUUUUUUUGUAUUUAUUUUUAUAGAUUUUUAUUUUCGUGAGCUUCACAGACAAUACGUGCACAAAUGUAGCGAUUAACGUGUGGAGUAAAUAGGACUUUUACACGGGGUGAGGGGAAACACGUUUUAUUAUAAAGGCAGGAUUACAGAUGUAAAUAUUUUUUUAACGUAACACCAUUUUUUCUUUGCAGCGACCUUUAUAAUAAUAAUAUAAUAAUAAUGCAUUAUUUCCUUUUGAAAGUAUUGCGAUACUGUUCAGAAAGAUGAUAUAAAUUAUGUUAAACCUGAAAGUCACUCACCCCGUUUAAAAUUGAUGUUACGAUAUUUUCUAUAACUUUCGUUACACGUCAUUUAUCAACUCUUCGGUUGUAUGCUGAUAAUAUCUUCCAUAUUUGACCAUUAUUAAGGGGAUAUAGAAAUUUAAAAUAAUGGAAAUGAUAUUUUCGUGAAGUUACAAAGCGAAAAAUUAAAAUAGAAUAUUAUUUUUUAAUGAUAAGAAGUCUUAAAUUUAGAUUAGAAUGGUAAUUGAAAAUGGCUAUAACUAAAAAUGACGUUCAGGUUGGAACAGGCUACACGUGAUCAAAACGAUGUAUUGACAAGAAUCCUAUCACCUUAGAAAUAAUACGAAAUACUCUUUUUAUUGCGAAAGUAAUGGCGAAUUUUUUAUUAAUGUGAAUUUACGUUCAACAAUUAUUUCUGGCAAGGUUUUUUGCUUUUUAUUUUUGUGGAUUUUCUUAUAAAAUUCUCUUUAAACGAUAGCUUGCAAGUACUUGGUGUCUAAGUUAUUUCUGAUAAUAUAUUGCUAAUAUACCUAAGCUUCUAAUUCAUACAUUUUUUCCUAUUUAGUAGUCUUCUUUUUCUUCUGCCGGUUUGCAUCCACUGGACAAAAGUCUCCCCAUGAUUUCUAGCAGUAUAUUACUGCAAUUCAAAUGUUAUAAGUGUCUGCAAUGGUCAAGUUUUUGUUUUUUCUAAUUAGGAUUUUAAUCUUAACGUUUAGUCAUUAUGCACUUGCCUCCUCUAAUCUAUAAUCUACCCAUACAUUAGGUUGCUAGAAAAAGUUUAAAGUAUUAAUACUUACUUACUACUUACUCAGUCCUAAGCCUUUCUACCGUUAGGUCUAAGGCUGGCGGAGUUAAGUUUUGCAAUGUGUCUCCAUGCUUUUACGGUUUGUGUUAGAUUUCGUCACUUUCCCAUGUCAAGCCUUUCUUCUCAACUUCUUUUCUGAUUUCGUCUACCCACCUAACUCUUGGUCUUCCUGGUUUGUUUUUCCCUUGCACUUUCGUUUCAAACACUCGUUUUGUUAAUCUUUCAUUCGACAUUUUACACACACUUAGUUGCCCCUCUACUAUUUUUUCGUUUAUUGGUUCUAGUUUUAGGUUUUGUCUGAUUGUUUCGUUUCUUAUUUGAUCUGUCCUCUUUCUGUUUGCUAUUUUCCUCAGGAAUCUCAUUUCCAUAGCAUUGACUCGAGAUUUUUGUCUCCCGGUCAAUGUCCAUGACUCGCUAUUAUACAUGAUUGUAGGUCUAACUACUGAUUUAACGACUGCCGUUUUUACCUUCUCCGGUAUUUUUCCCACAAAAAUGUUGUUUUCAUAAUGUUAAAUAAGCCUCCUGUUCGUCCCAUUCUCACAUUUAUUUCCAUGUCUUGUUUACCGUUUGAUUUAAUUAUUACUCCUAGGUAUUUAAAAUGUUCCACUUGUUCUAGUUGUUUUCCGUUUAAUUGUAUUGCGCGUGUCUUUCUCUUAUAUGAAAUUAUCAUUGUUUUUGUUAUCAUAUUGUCUUAUUGUAAAUAUUUGGUCCUGUGUGCUUCUGUCCUUCCUGAAUCCACAUUGUGUAUCUUCCAUAGUUGGUUCUAUUUGGGUUUUUAUUGUUGUUUCUAUUAUUCUUGCGAAUACCUUUCCAGGAAUACUUGAUAUAGUAAUACCUCGGUAAUUAUUACAGUUUCUCUUGUCGCCCUUUUUAUGUAUUGGAAGUAUAAUGUCUUUCUUCCAGUCCUGUGGUAUUUCUGCUCUCUUUAUGAUAUCAUUCAUUAGUUCUUUCAUGCUGUCCACUCCCUCUAUUUCCAUGAAUUUUAUCAUUUCCGGGGUGAUAUGAUCCUUGCCUGGUGCUUUGCCUAAUUUAACUCUUUUAAUUGCCAUUUCUAGUUCCUCUGUUGUUAUGGGUUCUACUUUUUGUUCUUCAUUUAUUUCUUGUAUCUCCACUAUGUUGUCUACGUCUGUAUGAGUUAGCUCUUUGAAAUGUUCUCUCCAUUUUUCCAUUAUUUGGUUUUCUUCUGUUAUUACCUUUCUAUUCUUGUCUUUUAUAUUCGGCAUCAUGUGUUCUUUCUUUUGUCUGAGCUGAUUUAAUGCGCCAUAGAAGAGUUUUUGAUUUUCCCUAUAAUUAUUUGUCAUUUUUCGUUCAAACUUUUCCCAUGACCUUUCUUUUUCUGCUUUCACAGCUAUUUUAAGGUAUUAAUAAAGGUGCAAAAAUUAAAAAUUUGGAUGCUUUGACUUGUUUACAUAUGGCACAUAGAAGUGCGGCAAUAAUAAUUUUAUUGCUUACUUACAGAACUAACGGGAUCUUCUAGUUAUAUGACCGACGGGUUGACUAUGAGGUGAAAUAAAAGUUAUACAAAAAUAUGAAUAAAUCCAAAAGUUUUCAUUAAAACAAUAACCUAUAAGUCUGUUUAAAGGAUGAUGAUGUGAUUUUUAAUUUUUUUAAGUAAGUGUAUGAUUGCUAUAGUGUACAUUUUGAUUCCUUAUGAUAACUAAAAAUGGCCAGUUUAAAAUGCAUUUGAAGCAUUUUUAAUAUAUUAUGCCAUUGUGUCAUACUUUAGAUACUUAGUUAUUGGACAAAAAACAAGUAGAUUGGCAGUAAUGGGUACAUAUUUAUUUCAAUUGAUGCUAGGAAUUAUUCGUGUUGUUAACAAAUAUUGUUUCUUAUAGUAAAUGGUUAAAAUACAUAACUGCAAUAAUUUUUGAACUUUAAAUAUUUACCGAUAUGUUAGUUCUUUGUUCUUUGUAUUCAUGAAAUAUAAUUUAUUUCGCAAGAUUAUAUCAAUCCUGGAUUUAUAUUUUUAUAAAAAAACAAUAUAAAUCCAAGUACCAAUAAAAUCUCACAAAGUUAUAGUGAAAUCACAUAACAAGUACGAACUUCGUUAUCUGGGUAGAUACGAAACAGUUAGGCGAAAUAUUAAUUCAAAUAUGUGACGAUCAAAGAACCCAUUUGUAGUUACAAUUAUAAUAGCACUAAGACAUUUAUGUAUCUUUCGAAUCUGCAUCAGAAUAAAUAUUCGGUGCUACAUUAGUGAAUAUAUCUCCAUUUACAAAUGAACAAUUAUUAAUGUCAUCAGUAAUAAUUUGUUUGCCCUUUCCACUUUAAAAAUCAUUGCUUCAUGUCUUGUAGACUCAAUAUCAUUUUUCUCUACAAAAAUCUCUUCUGUGUCCAUUUUCGCAUUUCUUUUCUCCUGCUUUUAGGUAUUACCAAAAUUUGUUGCAUCUUCCAUCUCCAUUCUUUUUUUUCUAACUUAUUUUUUUUUUCAGUAAUUCCUAUAGUCACUUGUAUUAGACACCUAGCUUUUAUCUGAUUCAACUGAUAAUAAAACAAUUUUCCACAAAAACUUUCCUUUUUGUUCUUUCCUUAUCAUAUCUGCUUUAUCAUAUUGGUUAAAAACAGCUUUAACAAUUUUUACCAAUCCCUAUUAUUGUCCAUUUUACACUCUUACAAUUUUUUGUCUUCGUUAAUCUCUAUAAGCAUUGCGUCUCAUCAAAUUAAAUAUUUUUAAUAUAAUAAUAUUAUGCAGUUAAUUUUCAGCCCUUCAGUUUUCCUUUUUAACACUUAUAUUUUAACACUUUUUACUUCUAGGACUUUUGGUACGAUUUUCCAUGAUAUUUGUAAAUAAAUAUUUUAUUCGUGUUUUUUAAAACACUGUCUGAAAUUGUUUGUUCUUGACGUUUCGUCCCAAUUGCGGCAAACGUUAUCGAAGUCGCCGAGGAAGUAGGUAUAGACGUUAUCCUAUUUCGUCCUCAUCAACCACUGAUGAUCUUCCACUAGUGUCUGCGUUAUUUGUAACCGUAGUGUGUUUCCCGGAAUACGUCAGGUUGUGCAGACACCCUUGUAUAAUGUGUUUUUCUAACCAUUAUACCGCUUUUGUAUUUGCGAGACAUAAAUCGUCGAGGGUGCACUGCGAUGGACAAAUUUGGGGGAUUCGACGCUGACACUUCUUAUGAACCUUUUUCUUGAUUUAAACUGGCUAGUUACUGGCAUUUUUCUAUGUACUCUGUUAGGUUGAGUACUUGGCCUGUGCAGUCUUUGCCUGGCCUGAAGCCUGCUUACUGCGGAAUUAGUUUCGCAUCACUGUUCCUAGAUGCGAUUAAAAAUAAGGCGUUUAUAUAGUUUGCAUAGAUCUAGUUAUUAUUAUAGUAUAUUAUUAUAGUGCUAGUUCAGCGGCAUUCCCGGAUUUCAUUUUUUAAUUUCACCACAAUUUUGGUAUCUGGUACACAAACUUACAGUUGUUAAAUAGGUCAAGUACCAAUUGUGUCACUUGUGGCCCGAAGUGCUUCUUCAAGAUAUUAUUCACCCCAGGUGAUUUUCCAUUUUCCAUGACGUCCAUGCCGUUUUUGAGGUUCUCGGUGAUAAAUACAUUUCAGAACAUAGUUGUUUCCUGAUCUUACAUUCUUUUAAUUUUCGGUGCUUUUCAUCCAUGGUUUGCUUUACCAUUUAGCAGCAGUUGUGUGCUAUCCGAUUUGGUGUUUUUUGAUCAUAUUCCAAGCGUACUUACCUAGUGUCUCACUCCACAGGUUUUAUCUUGAGGCGCUAAGUAUCUGCUGAAAUUUCUUACCUAUCUUCGCCAUGAUUUCGCUAAAUGGAUCUUGCCAUAUUUUUCGGUGUAUUUUGCCAUUAUGUCUUUUGCUUCGUCGUUAAGACCAGAUCUGUAAUGUUGACAUCCUUUGGGUAUGUGCUUAUAUACCCAGAGUUAUAUGCUUAUUUUUUUAAUACGAAUAAUAUGCAAGGAACAAAGAAACUGCUUUCUGCAACCCAAUAAGAGUACAAUGGGUAAUAUAAUUACUGAUUUUUUCAGUAAUCAUGAAAUAUCAAAUUUUAAAAUGAAAUUUUUGAUAUUCGUAUCCAGUAUUUUUACUGACUGUCAAAAAUGUCUUUAAAACCCGGAAUAUCAAAAAUGUUUUGACACAAUUUUUGUUAUUCUACCAUUAUAUUAACAUUAAAUUUAUUCUCAACGAAUUUGUUGUAAAUAGUAUAUAUAAAUACUUAGUAAAACAGUAUUUUAGAAUAGAGUGUGUAUGAUUUUUAUGAUUUUUUGUAUAUUCGCCAAAAGACUGUUACUUUAUUAUGUAAUUCUCACUUAUGGAGUGUAACAAUAAAAAUCAUUUUUAAUAAUGG